CCCAAACCGCGCGCGCGCGCGCGCUGUGGCAGUUCCUAAAGCGAUCCGGCACUACCCUUUCUAUGCUCAGUCCCGCGCGCUGUGCCUAUUUCUUGCCGCGCCCACCGCGCAGCCAUGGCAAGGCAGACCUUGUCAUCUGCGAGCCAGGAGACAGCGGCCGGAUACUCAUGAGCAGUGACAGCACGAUUAGGCUUACGGUGGUGAGUUCGGUCGCCGCCGCCGACGAUGACGUCGAGUGCCGCGCCUGCUACGGCGUCGUCGUGGCCUGUGUGUCGCUGCUUCUGUUCUGUGUCCUCGCGGCCACCACUGACGUCGUGAAGGCCUGCGCCGUCACGGGCUUCACCGUGGUGUUCUUUGGUUUAAUCGGCUGGUUCAUCCCGGCGGCUGCCGCGCCUAGGAGUGGAGGCGCCACGGGCGCGCGGCGACCUGAUGACGCCGUGGGUGCAACGGCGCUUAGGCGGGCCGGAUGCGCGUGCGUGUUCAAGGGCGCGGCGGCGAUUGACGUGCCGCCAGCGUUCGCGUACGACGACCCCGAGAGUAGCAGCAAAUCCGGGGGCAGCACGCUGUGCGCGGUGUGCCUGGAGGACGUGCAGCGCGGCGAGACGGUUCGGCGGCUGCCGGCGUGCGAGCACCUGUUCCACAAGGAGUGCGUCGACAUGUGGCUGCACUCGCACACGACGUGCCCGCUGUGCCGGUGCGAGCUCUUGCCGCGGAGACAUGCUGCCAAAACCGCGACAGUGGCCGCAGCGGCGGCGCAGUCGUCGGCUGAUGCGUUACCGCCGGUUUAGUUCUUUUUAUCAGAUUUCAGGAGUCUAUCUGGUUUACAUGGUUAGAUUAGAACGAUAACACAUUGUCCUGCACUGCUGCACAUUAUGGCGGUACACAUUGUUUGUCUUUGUAUAUUCGUAUUUUUUUAAUAAUGUAAGUACUGUUUCCGGACUUUAUACUAAUAUAAGAUGUCAAGAUGCCAAUAAUAUAUAGAAUUAUUUCAUAAAUAUGGACAUCUGUCCCAAGUUUGGGACUAAAAUCCAAAUGCGCAGGUUUCAACACAAGGAUCCUAAUCAUUUUAUAUAUUCGUAUGUUGGGACAUUGUCCAUAUAGGAAAUUUUUGUCCGUGAUCAGUGCUCAGAUAGCUACUCGUUGUAGUUUAUGCAAAUUUGUU
Phragmites australis (common reed) is the source of this 1162-nucleotide messenger RNA. Its product is annotated as probable E3 ubiquitin-protein ligase ATL45. The record is from RefSeq and is a predicted model, not a curated record. NCBI's taxonomy places the organism in Eukaryota, Viridiplantae, Streptophyta, Magnoliopsida, Poales, Poaceae. The transcript has a single exon. Bases 63 to 788 code for a protein of 241 amino acids.